Messenger RNA from Topomyia yanbarensis, 469 nucleotides. RefSeq lists its product as uncharacterized. The transcript is spliced from 2 exons. The record is from RefSeq and is a predicted model, not a curated record. Lineage: Eukaryota; Metazoa; Arthropoda; Insecta; Diptera; Culicidae. Bases 247 to 357 code for a protein of 36 amino acids.
CUCCGGAGCAAAAAAUUCUUGCUCCUUUUCACUCCGGUUUGCCACCACAAGAAGAAAAAAGAGAAGAAGAUAGUACAGGAACGAUUUUCUCCCUGUUUGCUCCGGAGUACUUCCAGUUUCUCCUGGUACUGGAACAAACCUUAUAUUGCAAUGAGAAUGCUUCUGGUGGUCAUUUAAAAGCUAUUUUUUGUGGUAAAAGUAUUAAUAACUAAAAUAAAUUACAAAUCUUUUGUAAACUACAGUUCUAUGGAGGAAGAUUUUAGUUAUUAUGUGUACAUAACAUUGACGUUGCUUCCUGUCUACUUGGCAUUCAAACUAGUUCAGUGGAUGGGUUGGGAACUUUUCGUCAACAACUGAUUCGAAACCAAAAUGCAGCAAAUCGUGAUUUAAAGGCUUGUGUUGGUUUAUUGGUCAAGUUCCAAACAUAUACGAUUCUCCGUUAAACCUAUAAUAAAUUUUAUUGUUAAAU